AUAAAAACAAUCCCUUUCAAAACAACUCCAUCACACCUUAUCAAUUAAUACAAUUUGAAAAUGUGAUAAAAAAAAUCUAAUAAAGUUGAAACAACCCUACCAAACUUAAUAAUCCCUAUUAUCAACUACCUUUAAUAAAAAAGAAAUAUUGGUAAGAAAAAGAUAUCCACCAAUGCAACAAAACCAUACAUUUAAUAGUCACAUUUAGUCGUGACUUAUCUUAUGGUCUCAUCAUGGAACACGCAACUCCGACUACACAUCCGCCACCGUUACCCCUCUCAUCUCCGCCUUUAACCGCCGCACAAAUUGCCAUCCUAACAGAAUCGCCACCGCCUUUUCCAGGCCCUUCUCGCUCCGUUGACCUCUCUCCUCUCCAAUUCCUACUCAGCCUUUUUGCUAUCAUUACCAUGCCUGCUUUGAUCUACACCUUCCUCUCAGCCUUUUGUUUCCCGUUUUACUGCCGGCGACAGGAGGAAAACUCCGGCGAUGACACUAUUAACGGCGACGCUGCUUCCAUCUCUGAUUUCAGGUACCGGAUGGAACCUCAUGUGAAGGAAAUUGGCGACGAGUGUCCCGUUUGCCUGUCGGCGUUCACCGACGAUGAAAAACUCCGGAAGUUGAGUUGUUGUAAGCAUUGUUUUCAUGCUGAUUGUAUUAAUUUGUGGCUCAGAAAUCACUCUAGCUGUCCGAUUUGCCGUGCCUUGGUUUCCGGUAAACGCCGGAGUUCAUCGGCGGCUCCGGCAAGAGAUCACGAUCUGAUCCAGGGUCUUCCGGAUGCUUCCGCUUUAGUAUGAAUUGUGUAGCCUCUUAAUUUUUUAUUAUCUAUGUAUUUUUUAAUUUUAGAAAGAAAAUUAUUAAGUGUAAACACGUACAGUCAAAUGAUAUCAUGAAAGAGAAAAUAGAGUCUGGUGUGAUAAAAAUGACAUCUUAGUGAUUCGAAAGAAAAAGACAGAGAAAGAGAAAAUGAGAUAUUGAAUAUACGCUUGAAAAUUUAAAAGUGUCUAA
This is a messenger RNA of Cicer arietinum (chickpea), 1005 nucleotides long. RefSeq names its product RING-H2 finger protein ATL33. The record is from RefSeq and is a predicted model, not a curated record. Lineage: Eukaryota; Viridiplantae; Streptophyta; Magnoliopsida; Fabales; Fabaceae.